AUGAAUCGCACGCUGGUCGAGUGUGCGCGUUGCAUGAUGGAACACGCUGGACUGGGAAAGAGCUACUGGGGUGAAGCAGUGAUGACGGCGAUGUUUCUUCGAAACCGCUGUCCAACACGUGCCAUUCACCAAGACAAGUCUCCAUAUCAAGUGUGGACGAUGAAGAAACCGAUUCUGGCCAACCUUAAAGUGUUUGGAUGCCACGCGUAUGUUCAAGUGCCUCAAGACAAACGCGCGAAGUUCGACUCCAAGUCAUCACUCUGUUGUUUCCUGGGGUACGCCGAACACCAGAAGUCAUAUCGAUUCGAGGAAGUAUCAACAGGAGCGAUCAAGAUCAGUCGCGAUGCCACGUUCAUGGAAGACAAGUUUGAUGAAGGUCCACGCAACUACAACGAUGAUUCAAGUGCGGUUGAGUUCGACAAUCAAGACGACGACGAAGAAAAAGAAGAAGGCAAAACUGACGACGACAUGGACUCGAGCGACGAUGACAACGAAGACACCAGGUCUUCGAAGAGCAACAUCAAGAGACACACGCGCACUCAAUCACUUGAGAAAGCUACCGUCAUUCCAAGUCCCAAGCGAAGAACGUACAGAGGUCCGUCGCUUGAGCAUGUGUCAGCGGCUGCAAUGGAUUUUGAAGCAGCCUACAUCGUUGAUUCAGUGGGGGAAACGCCGACUACAUUCAAGUCGGCGAUGGAAUCAAGCGACUCCGGCAAGUGGAAAGAAGCGUGUGACUCGGAGUUCGACUCGCUUCAGAGAAACGACACGUGGGAAAUCGUGCCUCUUCCGAAAGGUCGCAAGGCCAUCGGGUGCCGAUGGGUUUUUCGUGUAAAGGAGAAUCAAGAUGGCGAAGUUGAACGUUUCAAGGCAAGACUUGUGGCCAAAGGAUUCUCACAGAAAUUCGGAGUUGACUAUGAAGAAACUUUCGCACCGGUGGCCAAGUUCACAUCGAUUCGUGUGGUGCUCAGUAUGGCGGCCAAGUACGGCCUAAUGCUACAUCAGAUGGACGUCAAGACAGCGUUUCUUAACGGCUCCCUCAACGAAGACAUCUACAUGGACCAGCCGGACGGAUACCUGGAUGCAACACAGCCGGACUAUGUGUGCAAGCUAAAGAGAUCACUCUACGGCUUGAAGCAAUCGCCUCGCAUGUGGAACCAAACAAUCGAUGGGUUCAUGAUCAAGAUGGGAUUCAAGAAGUGCGAAUCGGACCACUGCAUCUACAUCAAGCGAGACGACCAAGACAUGAUUCUCGUGGUGCUCUACGUCGAUGAUCUCAUCCUGGCCAGCAGCAACAACGAACUCCUCAAGUCAACCAAGAUGGCGCUGAGCAAACGCUUCGAAAUGACGGAUCUCGGUGAGCUCGAUUACUUUCUCGGCAUGGAGAUCAAGAACGACCGUAAGACGGGAAUGGUGACUGUACAACAAACCAAGUUCCUCAAGUCCGUGUUAACCAAGUUCGGAAUGGAUAACAGCAAGCCAGUGAAGACGCCUCAAGAUCCCGGCCUGAAGCUAACCAAGAACAUGUGUGAACAAGAAUGCAAGCACGAAGACACCAUGUGCAACGUGCCAUAUCGAAGUGCUGUCGGAGGCAUCAUGUAUCUCAUGGUCGCCACACGUCCGGAUCUAGCUGCUGCAGUGGGAUCAUUAUCCCAGUUCUCGUCCGACCCAUGCCCGACUCACUGGCAAGCUUUGAAGCGUGUGCUGAGAUACCUGCAAGCAACGCCCAAUCAUGGUCUUGAGUUUACACGUGAAGAAGGAAGCCGUAUCUGCGGGUACACCGACGCAGACUGGGCCGGCGACAUUGAGUCAAGACGAAGUACAAGCGGCUAUGUGUUCAUGAUGAGCGGAGGAUGCAUCAGCUGGAAAAGCCAGAAACAACGGACGGUCGCGCUAUCUUCAACAGAAGCAGAAUACAUGGCGCUUUCCGAAGCAACCAAAGAAGCAGUAUGGCUCAAAGUGCUUUUGGGGGAACUUGGUGAGAUGACAAGCGACGAAGCGAUCAAGAUGUAUGAAGACAACCAAGGAUCAAUCGCUCUCGCCAAGAACCCGGAGUUCCAUAAGAGAACAAAACACAUCGACAUACGCUACCAUUUUGUGCGUGAGAAGGUGGAAUCAGGUGAAGUCGUUUUGGAGUAUUGCCCGACUCAAGAUAUGCUGGCAGACAUGAUGACCAAGCCGAUCGCCGCUGUACAAUUUGAAAACAUUCGCGAUCGACUUGGGAUCCAAGGUGCCGCAGCUAACGAGUCGAGAGGGAGUGUUGAAAAGACAGCGGCUGUGAAGAAGACACCUCGUCAAGCUGCGUCAAGUGUUGAAGCAAGUGGAAGACCAAGCUUCGCUAUACCGGUGGGUACCGGUAUGUACCAGUAA
Messenger RNA from Peronospora matthiolae, 2367 nucleotides. The record is from the annotation of a GenBank genome assembly. NCBI's taxonomy places the organism in Eukaryota, Oomycota, Peronosporomycetes, Peronosporales, Peronosporaceae.